AUGUCGCGAAGGUCGACUCGUCUGUCAAUGCCGGGAGAUCACAAACCCCACAAACGCGUUGCAUCUACGUCUGAGCCUGGAUUUACCGCCGACACCAAGAAGCAAAGGACACAAAAAGCCACUCCCACAAAGAGCAAGUAUUUCUCUGAGCCCGGAGGCGAGUCCGAGCAAACAGAGGAAGAAAACCCUUCUGAUACGAACGAAUCUGCAUCCGACUUUGAAGACGAGAUUGACCAGUCCCAAGCGUCCGAGGUGGAUGAGGACGAUGCAUCCGACAGUGACGGUCCCCCUGUCUCCAAAGGACGAAGUGCUUCCAGCAAAGGUACACCAAAGGGCAGCGAGAUCUGGAGACCAGGAGUGAAAUCGGGUCUGGGUCCCGGCAAACAGCUCAUCAUCAAGAAGCCCAAGGCAAGACCGGCUGGAUCAACGCCAUACAAAGAUGAGACGAUCCAUCCAAAUACAUUGCUCUUCCUGGCAGACCUGAAGGUCAACAACAACCGAGAGUGGUUGAAGCUACACGACGCCGAGUUCCGCCAAGCGGAAAAGGACUGGCACAGCUUUGUCGAGAAGCUUACCGAGAGGCUCGUGGAGGAUGUAGACGACACCAUCCCGGAGCUUCCAGUAAAGGAUGUGGUAUUCCGUAUCUAUCGCGAUAUCCGCUUCUCCAGCGACCCAACGCCUUACAAGCCGUUCUUUUCAGCAUCAUGGUCUCGAGCCGGUAGGAAAGGCAGCUAUGCCCACUACUACAUCCAAGUAGCGCCGCCGAAUCAUGGGAAAUCGUUCAUCGGCGGAGGCCUGUGGCAUCCCGAUGCUGGACCGACGGCCGCCAUGCGCAACGACAUCGACCGUCAUCCAAAGAACCUAAAGGACAUUCUGAACAACAGCGAGCUGAGGACGGAGUUUCUUGGAGGGGCCAAAGACAGCAAGAAGGCUGUCCAGGCGUUUGUGCAAGAGAACGCCGGGAACGCGCUGAAGACGCGUCCCAAGGGUUAUAGCGCCGAGCAUCCAGACAUUGAGCUUCUGCGUCUGAAGAACUAUACCAUUGGAAAGAAGAUUUCAAACGAUGAGAUCCUUGGAGAUGCAGGAAUGGACCGUGUCGUCGGGCUAUUGAAAUGUUUGAAACCCUUUAUUACACAUUGCAACUCCGUGGUUCUGCCUGAUGAUGUUGACGAGAGAGACGAGGGCGAAAGCCAAGAGAGCGACGCGUCGGACAAUGCAGACUCACAGAGCUAA
Molecule: messenger RNA, 1233 nt
Organism: Ramularia collo-cygni
Lineage: Eukaryota; Fungi; Ascomycota; Dothideomycetes; Mycosphaerellales; Mycosphaerellaceae
Exons: 10
Coding region: 1-1233 (410 amino acids)
Source: RefSeq, a predicted model, not a curated record